Syngnathoides biaculeatus (alligator pipefish) is the source of this 2571-nucleotide messenger RNA. RefSeq names its product OMA1 zinc metallopeptidase (gene oma1). The transcript is spliced from 8 exons. Gene Ontology annotation, molecular function: metalloendopeptidase activity. NCBI's taxonomy places the organism in Eukaryota, Metazoa, Chordata, Actinopteri, Syngnathiformes, Syngnathidae. Gene Ontology annotation, cellular component: mitochondrial inner membrane. The record is from RefSeq and is a predicted model, not a curated record. The coding region runs from base 1256 to 2209 and encodes 317 amino acids. Gene Ontology annotation, biological process: protein quality control for misfolded or incompletely synthesized proteins; mitochondrial protein processing.
CGUGCUUCACCUUUAUCGGACGACGGUGAAAUAUUUUCCCAAAUUUCAUCUAUGGAUCAGCAAGAAAACACAUUUUCUGUGAAAUUUUUGAUGAAUUUCAUAAUAAAGAACUCUGCAAAUUUCAUUAGAAUUUCAAAUGCAAUGAAACACGUUGAAAUUUUCUGUCUGAAUUGGGACAUCGCUGAGACAACAAAUGAACGACGCGUUUAGCAUGCAUUUUCCCAUUGCCAAAAAUAUAUCUGAUUGACUUUAAAUUUCAUGUUUUUAUUACAUAAAAAUGCUUAAUUUUUUCCUGUGUUAUGAUGAUCGUGCUUCACAUCUUAUUUUGGGGAAAGUUAACAUGCCACGGAAAUCGGGCCAACGUAAUAAUAUGCAAGGUUUCUUGGUAAUUACGGUGUUAUAAGUCUUUCCUUUGCAGUUGGUCUUUUUCUGGUUUACCACAAAUCCUUCAUGUUACAGAACCUGAAAAAAUGUCAAGUUCACACGACCAGUUUUAUUUGACAAAUAACCCACCAUAAUACAACAGGUAAACUUUGACCCGCACGAUACAGGAGUACCAAAAUGGCAUGAUUUUAAAUUGUAUCAAAUAUUAGAGAGGCUAUAUUGUGCAAGGCCGCUGACAUUACAAAGAUUUAACUUAAAUUACUUAGGUUUACUACGAAUCUGUCCCCAUCGAAAUUUCCUUCCAUAUCAUCGCUUUUCACAGUUUUACACAUAACUCCUCUGAACAUAUUCCCUCCCUCAUUGCUCCAAAAGAUGCAGCGAACGUUCAUCAAUGUCAAAGAGUGUUUGACAUAAAUCAAGACUUCUUGGCAGCUUCACGCUCAGGAAGGAAUACAGCAUCUCGUCAUCGUAGUUUGCGCGACCAUACACUUUAGAAUCACAUUUCUCUAGUUAUUAACUAUAGAAAUAAUUCCUGAAAGUAUAGUCUUAACUAAUUACCGGUCGACCAUGGAAUCUCAGCGACGACGGUGCUAUUUUCACGCUGAGGUCGCCAUUUCUGUUGUCUUUUCGCAAAGCCGACACACCACGAGUCGUCAAGGAAACUACUGGGGGGAGUUUAAGGAAGUGGUGGGUGGCUCUGCCGGAAAACCGGCGUCAGCUCUUCCGCCAGUGGGUGUGGCGCCGGCGCUGGCGCCUGGUCGCGGCGGCGGGCGCGGCGGCGGCCGUCACGGCCCUCCUUCUCCUCACGCACCUGGACCAGUCGCCGGUGACUGGACGCACGCGCCUGCUGGUGUUCAACAAGCAGAACUACAUGGAGCUGGCAGCCUUCACCUCAAAGGCGUACAUGGAGGAGUUUGGCGAGCUGCUGCUGCCCGAGAGCGACGCCCGUCACCAGGCGGUGGAGCGGGCGGUGCAGCACCUGGCCCGCCGCAACCAGGACCUCCCCGAAAUGGCCGACGUGGAGUGGAGCGUCCACGUGGUGCAGAGUGACAGCACCAACGCUUUUGUUCUCCCGGAUGGAAAAGUGUUCAUGUUCACCGGCAUGCUGGAAGCCGUGGCGGAUCUCCACCAGCUCACCAUCGUGCUGGGGCACGAGAUGGCUCACGCCUUACUAGGACACGCUGCGGAGCAGGCCAGCCUGUCCCACGUAGUGGACCUCCUCUCCGUGGUCCUGCUGGCCGCCAUCUGGGCCGUGUGUCCGCGUGACAGCCUGGCGCUGCUGGGUCAGUGGGCCCAGGACAAGCUCACGCAGUUGAUGUUCAACCGUCCAUACAGCAGGAAGCUGGAGGCGGAGGCGGAUGAGGUCGGCUUGCAGUUGGCGGCGAAGGCGUGUGCAGACGUGCGUGCGGGUCCGGUCUUCUGGCAGCAGAUGGAGAUCAGGGAGCAGCUGAGUGGAGAGCCGAGCCUGCCCGAGUGGCUGUCCACGCAUCCGUCGCACAAGAACCGCGUGGCACAGCUGGACCGCCUCGUGCCGCAAGCGCUGGAGUUGAGGGAGCGCUGCGUAUGUCCCGACCUGCCGCCCAGCGACCCCCGCACCGUCUUCUCCAAGAGCGUACGCGUGCUGUUGGAGGAAGCCAAGGCGGGACCGCAUCCAGGUUCUGGCAGCCCGCGCCUGCCUCAACACGGGCCCACCGGGGUGGUGGUGGCCCCCGCGGCUCUGCUCUCCCAAUCCGGACCACCUUUUUUACCCCGCCUGACCCGGGGGGACAGUAAAGCUUUGGGCGACCCUAGAGAAGAAGUUAUGGCACCAGAACGGACUCAAUGAAGAGAAGGAGAAGCCUGUGGUACUGAUAUCCACUCAGUAACUCAUACUGGACCGUAGAAACGGGGCCCGCGUUUUAGGGUUAGAAUGGAUUCAGUCCUGAGUACCAGACCCCAGCGGAAAAGCAAAUGUCCAACAUUAAAAUAUGAGCUAAAUUCUUUUGCGGGAGCCCAGUAUUAUGCAAACACAGGAAAUGGUUCCCAUUGAAAUGAAUGGAAAUGCAAUUACAGUGGCGCCUUUAAAUACUGUAAUUUCCAGACUAUAGAGCGCACCUGAUUAUAAGCCUCACCCACUACAGUUUUUAAAGGAAAAAGCGUUUUGUACAUACACAAGCUGUACCUGAUUAAAAGCUGCGUGUGCUCUCA